AUGUCCGCCCAAGUCAACGAAGUUGAGCAGCAACCCACCGUUCCCUCCACCACCGCCACCACCAAGCCAGACGACACCGGCUCCGCCUCAGCCGCCGCCCCCGUCCCAAUGGAAAAGGAAGCCGCCACCACCACCGCCGAAAGUAAGCCUUCUGCGGCAACCGACAAUCUCAAGCCCGCUACCGACGCUCAUCCCGACGACAAGAAGGAUGCCGAGAAACCCAAAAGCUUCCCCACCGUAGACGAGGUCGUCUCCCAAAAGAUGGCUCUACAGCCCACCGCUGCUGGCUCCGAGUUCCAUGGCCUCGAGUCCGCCACUCCCUCCGCCCCGACGCACACCAUCUUCGACCCGUCUCCCGAAAAAUACCACGACAACCCUCGCGAUGAUGCCGUGCCUCCCAUGGACGGCGUGCCGGAGUCGUUGGUAGAAGAGUACAUCUCGGGCGAUGAUGACUGUGAGGGCCCCGGGACGGGCCCGUCUAUGGGGAUGAAGGCUCCGGACCCAGACAAGGCUGCCAAGAAGGAGUCAACCGAAGACAAGACCGAGAAGAAAGUCGACGAAGCAAAGGAGGCUGCGGUGACCAACCCCGAUGAAGCUGCUGCGCCAUCGGGAGAGAACGGCACGAACGGAGUAGCUGGAGCAGCAAAAAAGGAUAUCGAGGGCGAUAAGGAGACCAAGACCAUUCCCUCGGAAACCGCACAAGCCAAGGAAGACGCCAAGGCUGCUCCUUCCCCUGCCCUUGCUGCUAGUAAAAAGAGAAAGGCGGACGAUUUCGAGGAGGACUAUGAUGACAACGAGGCGGAGAAACAUGAUGCGAAGAAGGCCAAGACCGAGCAGGCGAAUGGUAAUGGCGUCGGCGCUGAUGGUGCAGCAUCACCAGUGAAGAGGGCCCCGGGGAGACCCAAGAAGACGGCGGCAGCCAAGGUUGAUAAGGCGGCAAGAAAGAUACUGAAGCCCGUGGGGAUGACGCAAAGAAAAACGAGGAGUCAGGGGCCUCCUUGA
Neurospora hispaniola is the source of this 1002-nucleotide messenger RNA. RefSeq lists its product as uncharacterized. The coding region runs from base 1 to 1002 and encodes 333 amino acids. The transcript has 2 exons. The record is from RefSeq and is a predicted model, not a curated record. Lineage: Eukaryota; Fungi; Ascomycota; Sordariomycetes; Sordariales; Sordariaceae.